UUUAUUCUCUAUAUUACACCUGUUCUCAUGAUUAAAAAAAAAGCUAAGUGUUAUUUCCCUCAGUUACAGAAAGAGAGAAAACCACAGACACUCAGAGAGGAAGAGGGUGGGCUUUUCUAAGUUUGAAAAAGAACAACAGUUUAUGACAACUCAGUAAGUGAGACAAUGAAGGAUGCGUCUCUACGAUGUCUGCUCUCACUGACUUUGUUGCUGUGCUGCACAUCCACCAAAGUGCUGAUCCUCUCAGCUCGUCUGACUGUGAGUCCCAGCAGCUCUCAGAUGUUUGUUGGAGAGUCUGUCUCUCUGAGCUGUGAGGAGGACGACAGCUCUGCUGGAUGGAGGCUGUGGAGGAGGACAACCAAUAAAACCAGAGCUGAGUGUGGAGCUGGGUGGGGAAGAUCAUCUGGUUCUUCCUGUAUCAUCAGCUACACCCUCCCAGGGGACAGUGGAGUUUACUGGUGUGAGUCCAGAGAGGGAGCAACCAGUAACAUCAUCAGCAUCACUGUCACUGGUGGAUCAGUGAUCCUGCAGAGUCCUGUCCUCCCUGUGAUGGAGGGACAUGAUGUCACUCUGCACUGUAAAACAAAGACCACUCCCUCCAACCUCCCAGCUGCUUUCUAUAAAGAUGGCUCCCUCAUCAGGACUGAGCCUACAGGUCACAUGACCAUCCACCAUGUUACCAAGUCUGAUGAAGGCCUCUACAAGUGUAACAUCAGCAGUGAUGGAGAGUCUCCACCCAGCUGGAUCACUGUCACAGAAAAACCCUCCACUACACCUGGACCUACACUCACCUCCUCCUCCAACUCUUCUUUCCCUGUGUUGCUGCCUGUUGUCUCUCUCUGUGCUCUGGUUGCUCUGGUGUCACUGGUUCUACUGGUGAAACUAUGUGUUCGGAAGAAACCUAAAGCUGAUGAAGAAGAUGAAGAACAUGACAUCACAGAUGACAUCACAUACAGUGACAUCAAAAUAUUACGUCACCGAGAACAGCCAAUCAGAUGGAGCAGAGAGAGUGAUCCAGCUGCAGUCUACUCAGCAGUGAGAACAGAAGACGUCACUUAUGGACAAAUAGUCAUCAAAGACAAAAAGUCAAAGACGAGAAAGACGAGAGAGAGUGAUCCAGCUGCAGUCUACUCAGCAGUGAAAAGACCAGAAAACGUCGGUUAUGGACAAAAAGCCAACAGGACCAGAGUUUUCUGUGUCACCUGUGUCUCAUUAGUUCCUGUUCCUGUGAGCUUCUUGUGUUUGGUCCCUGUCUCUGCCUGUUUGACAUGUGUUUGGACUUUCUGCCUGUUUGUUGGACUUUGUUCCUGCUCCCUCGCCAUCCUCAUGUCCACCAGAACCAGAGGUGGUCUACUCUUCACUGAGGUAGACCUUCACUCCUUCACACCGGUCCACCCACUGACGUCCUCCUGCUGACUGCUGACUGUAACUGCUCACCACAGCCUCUCACACCAAACUACACUCAUUUUAUAUGUUGUGUGUCUUGUUCUCACUAAAUUAACCUCAUGCAGCUACAGAGACAAACAACAAGUCCACAUAGUUCUCAGUGUUUCAGAUCAGUGAUCAGCUCCAACAUGUUACUAUUCUCAUUUCUAUGUUCCUGUUUACCAGAAUCUGAUGAUAGCUGCCAUUAGUUUAGUGGUUAAUGAAGUCAUGAACUUUACUGUUAUUUCUAAUCUUUGUGUUUUUGGAGCCUGCUCUUGUUCCUGCAGCAGUGAUCUGGUUUCUCUGCAGGAUCAAUAAACUUUAGUCUCAUUA
This is a messenger RNA of Lates calcarifer (barramundi perch), 1758 nucleotides long. RefSeq names its product low affinity immunoglobulin gamma Fc region receptor II. The transcript has 10 exons. Lineage: Eukaryota; Metazoa; Chordata; Actinopteri; Centropomidae. Gene Ontology annotation, molecular function: transmembrane signaling receptor activity. The coding region runs from base 166 to 1416 and encodes 416 amino acids. Gene Ontology annotation, biological process: cell surface receptor signaling pathway. The record is from RefSeq and is a predicted model, not a curated record.